Molecule: messenger RNA, 2032 nt
Organism: Haliotis rubra (blacklip abalone)
Lineage: Eukaryota; Metazoa; Mollusca; Gastropoda; Lepetellida; Haliotidae
Exons: 5
Coding region: 128-1465 (445 amino acids)
Biological process (GO): regulation of apoptotic process
Molecular function (GO): death domain binding; protease binding
Source: RefSeq, a predicted model, not a curated record
UAGAUCUAAGGAAAAUGGCGGCGAUCUCAAACCGCACAUGGCUGAAACUGGAUGCAAUAUCUCUGGAUUUGAUGUAACUAGAUGACUUGGCCCUUGUGACAAUCACCUCGGCAGACUCAAGUGAACCAUGGCACAACAUACCAAGAGGAAGUUGGAUGAAGGUCAUGACACGCUGACCCCUCCAGGUCAAAGGUCAGGUGAUGAAGAGCACUAUGAGGCUGAUGAAGAUUCCUUUGAGGGAGGCUCUUCAGCUGAAGAGGGACCGAUGACUGCAGCCCAUAAGAACCUCUUGACACAGAACAGGGCGCUGAUGGCGGAGAACAUGGUCCCUGACGAUCUGUUCUGUCGUCUGUCUGCCAAGGAGGUUCUGACGCUGGCCGAGGAGAGGCGGAUCAAGGCCAAGGCCACAUGGGAGGCCAUGAACGCUGAGCUGCUUGAUCAUGUAGUUAGACGAUCCGACAAGGCGUUCUCCGUUCUUGAGGUGUCACUGAGGGAGUCAUGUCAAGGUCAUCUGGCAGAUCUGAUGUGUGGGGAGGUCGGAGGAGGAGGAGGUGGUGACACUCUGAUGGCAGAGGAGAACAAGCAAGCCAUACUGGACAACCGAGUGGACCUGACCAAUGACAUGACACCCGAUGAGGUCUUCAACGACCUCAUUGCAGAUCGUAUCGUCACGGUUACAGAGGUGAAACGUAUUCAGAACAAAAUCACCCGCGAGGCCAUGAAUGAGGAGCUUCUCAACUACCUUGUGCGCCGAUGUGAUCGGGGGUUCAAGGUGUUUAUCGAUUCUUUGAAGAAGACCGGACAGGAUCAUCUGGCUAAACGGCUGAAUACACCAUCACAGAGGCUUGGGCAGAAGCGGAAGAAACUAAAGUCGCUGAAUAUUCCGCCGAGUGAUGCCAGUUGGAGCGGUCUGAAGACACCCUCAAUCAACACACCACUCCCAACAGCCAAUCAAAACUCCCCUAACAAGUUAACAGCCAAUCAGAAGUCAGGAUGCAUCUCACAUCCAUCAACCAGCAAGAUUGCUUCAGAAACAGAUUCAUCAACCAGUGACAUUCCAUCCCACAGUGAAACCCAGAAUUCCACAGUUUUCCACCAAGACUUGUUGCCGGAAAACAUGUUUGCUGAUCAAGUGCCACAUUUACUGUCCAAUCAGAACAUAUCACCACUGACCAAUCAGAGCAUGUUUCCACUGACCAAUCAGAAUUCAACAAGUAACGAAGGCAACUGUUCAUUGGAAGAUGUAAAGCAGCAGAUUAUGCUGAUGGCGGAGAACGCCUACGCCAACAUCCGGCGCAGUGAUGACAGCAGCGAGGCGUUCGUCCAGUUCAGUCAGGAGAUGGCUCAGACCACUGAAAGCAUCAACGAGUCGCUCAAAGUGUACAAGAUGAUCAAAGACUUCUGUCAGAGGUCAGACGAUGAAGGUCAAGGUCAUGACAGCCCUGUUGUGCCAGAUGUGUCGUGAUGUGCCUCGUCUUUGAUAAUGAUAGGCUGCCAUAGUGAGUGAGUGAGGCUUUCCUCCGCUUUUAGCAAUAUUUCAACAAUAUAACGACUGGGGGACACAGAAAUGGGCUUCAUGCAUUGUACCCAUGUGGGGAAUCGAACCCAGUGAGACGAGCAGACACUUUAACCACUGGGCUACACCAGUGUCCCUCUAGGCUGCCAUAACAAUCCAGCCUUGUUAAUGUGUCAAGAUUUGAUGUAUGUGGUGCUUAACAAUCAAAUUGACAGUGGAACGCAUCCAUGUCAGCCGAUGUGUUCCAAUGAUACAACUCUUCUGCAACAACAAUCCAGUUGAAAGUGGAAGGCAUCCAGGUCUCCAUGACAACCAAGUUUGGCGGAUGUGUUACUGUGAAACAUCUGUUCUGCAGCAAGUCAUGAAACAAUCCAGGUUACCUUGACAAUCCAUUCUCUUCCCACAGAGGUAACUUGUCAUAUCUUCCUACGAACCUCUGUUCUAAUACGGCCCUUUCAUGGCACAAGUUUUGAUGAUUCGUGAUUGGUUGCAAUCUGAUUUAGUUGUGCAAUCAGC